Messenger RNA from Tripterygium wilfordii, 1220 nucleotides. RefSeq names its product gibberellin 3-beta-dioxygenase 1-like. Gene Ontology annotation, molecular function: gibberellin 3-beta-dioxygenase activity. The coding region runs from base 76 to 1086 and encodes 336 amino acids. The record is from RefSeq and is a predicted model, not a curated record. Gene Ontology annotation, biological process: gibberellin biosynthetic process; response to light stimulus. NCBI's taxonomy places the organism in Eukaryota, Viridiplantae, Streptophyta, Magnoliopsida, Celastrales, Celastraceae. The transcript has a single exon.
AUCAAGUGACUCCUCAAGUAGCACUACUCAAUUCUACUUCGCUUCCAUUGAUCUCUCUCUUUGAAACUUGGCAUCAUGAGCCCUACUCCUACUAUUCCCUCCGAACCCAUCCCAUCAGAGCUCAACACAUUCUCCUCCGUCCCUGAGUCUCAUGUUUGGUCUAAAACCGAGGAUUUCGCAUCCAACGAUCAAAAAUCAAUUCCCAUUGUCGAUCUCACAGACCCUAAUGCUUCAGACAUUCUAGGCCAGGCAUGUGAGAGUUGGGGCAUUUUCCAACUCACAGGCCAUGGGAUUCCUGAAGAACUAGUGGAGCAAGUUGUGUUCCAGGCACAACGAUUUUUCGCUCUACCCACUGACCAGAAAAUGAAAGCUGCAAGACUUCCUGGUGAUAUUGCUGGAUAUGGUGUUAGUCCCUUAUCGAAAUUCUAUGAUAAGGGCUUCUGGAAUGAAGGAAUUACCAUGAUGGGUUCACCUCUUGAUCACGUUAAGAAAGUCUGGCCUGACGAUUACCAGCAGUUCUGUGAUGCUAUGGAGGAGUAUCGAGCCAAAAUGACUGAGCUAGCAACCACCCUCGCCAAUCUGGCUUUCAGUUCAUUCAACGUAGCUGAAGAAAAGCUCCAGUGGCUGAACACGCCAGGCUAUGCAGGUGUGCAUCUGAACCAUUACCCUCCUUGUCCCAACCCGGACCGAACCAUAGGUCUGGCGGCUCACACCGACAACACACUCCUAACCAUAGUGCAUCAGAGCGGCGCAGAUGGCCUCCAAGUUUUUGAAAAAAGCGUUGGUUGGGUGUUAGUGAAGCCUGUCAAAGGAGCAUUCAUAAUCAAUGUUGGUGAUGUUCUGGAAGUCCUAUCGAACGGACGGUACCCGAGUGCUCUUCAUCGUGUGAUGGUGAACCAGGCAUUGCCCCGCAUCUCGGUGGCCUAUUAUAUUGGCGUUGGACCUGAUCUUGAGCUCUCACCUCCUGAUGAGGUAUUGGAAUAUACUGGUGGGAUAAAACGGUACCGUUCUAUGCCUGCAGGAGAGUACAUGGGAUUGAAGUUGAAGAAUCUUGACCAGAACCCAGUUUCUUUGCUGGGAAUUUGAUUAGCAAGUGUAAUGAGUUAUUCCCAAUAAUUAAUUAGUUGGUGAAAGGUUUGUCUAAGUAUGUUUGUGUGAAAUCAUUGUGUCAGUGUCUUUGUACUCCCAAUAAUGUGGUUAUGGGGUCAUAUCUCACCGCA